Messenger RNA from Laetiporus sulphureus 93-53, 1425 nucleotides. Its product is annotated as acid protease. The annotation marks the transcript as partial. Gene Ontology annotation, biological process: proteolysis. Lineage: Eukaryota; Fungi; Basidiomycota; Agaricomycetes; Polyporales; Laetiporaceae. Gene Ontology annotation, molecular function: aspartic-type endopeptidase activity. The record is from RefSeq and is a predicted model, not a curated record. The transcript has 6 exons.
UUACAGUACGCGACGAAUAUGACUAUUGGUGGCCAAGAUCUGCUCAUUCAACUGGACACCGGAUCAUCCGAUCUCUGGGUGUCGCUGCCAUCCGGCCAGUUUGAGUUCACCAACGUCACGGACAUCACGGCACAAGAGACAUACGGGAUUGGCGCAGUCACCGGCACGAUUGUCUUCGCCAACGCGUCUCUGGGUGAUCACUUUGUCUACAACCAAGGUACAUACUUCCUCGCCUGUCGUCUCAGCUCUCACACUGACCUCCACAACGUGCGCGGUAUCCUCGGUCUGUCCUUCGAUGCAGGCUCCACCGUCGACGUCGACGUCGUCGAGGCCUUCGGUGCCAACUCCACCGCAGGCGUCUCCUUCCUCGUCAACCUCUUCCUGCAGAACCCAAACAUGUCGCACUUCUUCACCACGCAGCUCGGGCGUACAGACGAUCCGCAGUACACUAUGGAGGGCUUCUUCACCAUAGGGGACUACGUCCCGGGGCUCGAGGCGGUCGCGCAGCAGCCGCAACUAGAGCGCUUCCCGAAUAGCAGCCCGACCGGGAACCCGCCGCGGUGGUCGACGGUGAUGAGCGGCAUGACGGUCAACGGCGAGCCGUUCGCGUUCAAUGCGUCCGGCGUCCCGGGUACCCCGAAUGGCUCGGUCGUCGCGGUACUCGAUACGGGCUUCACGUUCCCGCCCAUCCCGGAGGAGGCGGUGACGUUCAUCUACGGCAGCAUCGAAGGCGCGUACUUUGACAACAACAGCAGUUUGUGGAUUGUGCCGUGCGAGAAUGCGACGCAGCUGGAGUUCCAGUUUGAGAAUAUGUCUGUGCCUAUUCACCCUCUGGAUCUUACAACGGUGGUCGAAUUGAACAACCAGACCGUCUGCGUGAACACCUUCCGUGCAACGACCUUCCCUGUCAAUGACCAGUUUGACAUCAUUCUAGGUGAUGCUUUCCUCAAGAACGUCUAUGCAUCUUUCAACUACGGCAACUGGUCCGCCUCCGACCCUGACGCUAUCCCAUACAUUCAGCUGCUUCCCACCACGAACCUGACCGCCGCCUUCGACGAGUUCGCGCAAGUCCGCUCCUCCAUGGUCACCUCCGCCGAGGCUUCCGCUUCGAUGUCCGCAACGGCGUCCAUCAUGCCUUCUGCCGCUUCUGGAUCGUCCGAUUCCGUGCUUCCGACGACUAGCGUACUUUACUCCUCGGCGUGGUCGACCUACCCGGCUUCGUCGGCUUGGGCAAGCUACUCAUCCGCUUCUUCUGCGUCUUUCACGUGGUCCAGCGCAGCGCCGACUGCUUCGGCGUCCGCAGACUCCAACUCCAGUUCGACCAACACGUCAGCGAGCACAACCACAGAUCCCACGGACCCAUCUGCGAACUCGACAGAUACGUCCGCAAGCGCAACGGAGAGCGCCGCAGAUUCCGAGUUCACU